Messenger RNA from Podarcis muralis (Common wall lizard), 8167 nucleotides. Lineage: Eukaryota; Metazoa; Chordata; Lepidosauria; Squamata; Lacertidae. The record is from RefSeq and is a predicted model, not a curated record.
CCAAUUUUAGUAUAUGUGCUGCCGAAGCGAGCGCAGUAGCAGGACUUUUAAGCUACAUUGAAUGGAUCUUCCCUGCUCAACCACUCCAUUUAACAGUCUCUUCAGAAACAGUUUGUUGCUUUGUAGUUGACAAUGAGGCAGCCUAUUCAUUUUAAUGGGUUGCUGUUGUUUGUUGCCUCAUUUUCUCCCAUGAUUAUUAUUCUAAAGAGAUUCGAUGUCUUUUUUUAUUCUUCUGCUUGUAGCUCUGUUUCAGGAUGCUCUUAAAUGUUAGGAAACAAAUGUGUGCCAUAAAUCAUAUUUUAAGGGAAGAUUACCAACUAAUCUUAGGUGCUGGGUAAUAAGAGUUGGAGUCCCUUCAGGCCAGUUUUAGAAAGUAAAUAAUAAUUAAACAAAAUCUCAGACAGGUUGUGGAAUAUGGCAGAAUUUUAAAAGUCAAUAGCUUGUCUUGCCUCCUCAUUUUUCUUACAAAACAACAGUUUAUCAUCAUCAAGAGGCAGGGUGCUCAGGUUGAAGACAUGCAAAAUUAGGGUUGGCAGACCCCCCCCCCCAGGCCUGACCUGAAGUCUCCAAGUUUGCCUGGCUGGCCCCAGGUGGCAGAGGGAGGGUUUGAAUUUCCAGGUGGGUGAGAGCCCCUAUUUUAAAAAGUUAACAAACUGAUUGCGUGAGCAGCUUGCAAAUUUCAGCCUGGUGGGAGAUGACUGCAAAUUAUUGCAUAGACUCUAGUCUAGUCAGAGGUGGGGGGGCAUUAUUAUUUUUAAUGCUAAACAAGCACACAAAUAAAUCACUGCUGUGGUACACCCACAGUUGUGAGUCCCAAGCUUAUGAUUAUGUAUCCCCACCUGUUGCCAUUAGCUGCAGCCUACCUGUGACAUCAUGAACGUACAUGGCAGCUGAGUGGACAUAAAGGUGGGUCUUUUCCUCUUCUCCAACAGAACACAGUGUGCAACAGCUGUGACAUUCAGCAUUGUCUUGUUUUCUUCCACUUGUAGGAGGAGAAUUGGCAGAUGCGAUGAUCUGGUUGUGAGAUGCUAUGGAGUGAUAAUAAGGCAAGGUCACUUGCUGAGCAGGACUGCAGCUUAAAGACAGCCAAUACCCACAGCUGGAAAAUGGCUGAUGUCUAGUGAUGGACUUAACGGAAGCUGGCAGGUGUUGGUGGGUGGAAAGUGAUAAAGAUCAUAUUCAGAAGCCAGUGGCUGGAGCUGGCUGGUGUUCAUGGGUAUAAGCUGCUUGGAUUUCACCUUUGGAAGCUAGUCAACAGAAGCUGGUGGAAAUUUGUCAGUUGAAGCCAGGGCAUGAAUGUGAACUGGUGGAGAGUGAAAAAUGUAUGAACAUUUUUUGCUGGUGUUUUUCAUGGAUGUAGGCUGGCAUAUGCUUGUGUGUUUGAAUGGCCCCUAUAAAAAUGGGAGGUUUCAGUUGCGGUCAGGACAAAUGAUGUGUGUAUCUGUAUGAAUGGUGGAUAUUCAUGAACAGAUGAAACCCAUGGAAGAUGGCGGGCUGAAGUCAGCAGAAGAAGUUGCCAGGUAGAAGUCACUCGAGGUGUCUGGAUGCUUUCAGGUGGUAGCCAUCCCUUUCACUUGUCUCUGGUUCCCCCCCUUUCAGGGAUAUCUGAAGCCAGUGAAGCUUUCUUGAGACUAUAGAUGAGAGCAAUGAAGAGAUGUCAUAGGGUGGUCUGAAGCUGGUAAGGCUUUCUCAAGAGCUCCCUGCUCCACCCCCUGUGAAAGAAAGAAGGGAACUGCAGAGCUUAAAUGCCAGCCAGUGUAUAUACCGGUACCUAAAGAAGUGUGUGUGUGUAACACACACACACACACACACACACACACACACACACACCUACCUGUAGUGCCCACUCUACAGAUAACAGAAGGUCAAACAGAUAACAGAAGGUCAAACACCUGAGCUUAUGGUGUGCCCCCCACACCCCCUGUAUCUGUACACAUGAAGGCUGAGCUGUAAAUAUUUUUAAUGAUAAACCCAUAAACCAGGCAACUAGCAGCCUUUAAGCCAAAUCUGGUCUCAUGGGCAACUAAAUGGCCCACUUCUCUUUCCUGACCUUUAAGUACAGGGAAAAGAGUCUUUAAGCCAAACAAAGCUUCUUUGCAGCUGGCUUUAACUGAGUGAAGAAAUAUUCUCCUUUACAGAUGACAAUAUUCUGUUUGAGGGACUUUCAAAGCACAGUCCUCUAUUGGGAGGGCUGUCUGACCCAAGUUUGGCCAGGAAGAGUUUGCUGGUCAGUUUUCUCCACUAUGCUGAAAUGUAAAUUAUGGUAAUUAUUUGCACAUUUGCCUUUCUCCACAUUAGUUAGCAUAUUCAAAUUUUAUGCAAAUCUCCUGCUUUUUUUGUAAUUAGUUUUCUCAUUUUGGGCAAUACGUAAGGGACAACUCUAUGGGAGACUGCCACAUGGGCUACAUAUUUCUUGCAGGGUGUAUCUUCCACCUGGCUCAGAAAUCUAGUUAAUCUAGUUUAAGAAUACAGUUGUGUUAACAAAGGGGAUGGAGAAAGGACUUGAGUCCUUGUCUUUCUAGUUGGCCAAGUACCUUCUUCUAGUUUGGAUGAUACCAUGACCUCCAGCAGCAAGAAAUGUAACAAUCUCAUCCCAUUCCAACACAAACCAAGGCAUUCUAUGAAGCUGCCUGAAAGUAACUUAUGUUGGUCCACUUUGACUGGCAGCAGUUUCAUCCACUCUGACUGGCAGCAGUGAAUGCAGCAGAUCUUAUCAACUCUGCAGAAUCAGAUGAACAUUUGGAAGUGCUGCUGCUCUGAUUAAUGGAUUCCUAUGUCAAUGGCUCUCAGCUACUCAUAGGUCUUACACUUCCUGGCUAAGCAAAAGGGGCAGCUCAGCAUAUUAUUAGAUUUGCUGUUUUAUUUAAAGAUGGCUAAGGCAUGGUGCAUCUUUGCUUACCUCUGCACAAUAAUCUGUAUGGGGAAUAAGAUAUGAUAAGUAAUUCCUCGGUGCAGGAUAUAGACUAGAUGGCCUCAGGGCUCAUUCUAGCUCUUUGGUUACAAUUCCACUAGCUCCCAAAGCUUAUAUAGCUUAAAUUGAGUAAUGUACUUUAAGAAGUAUAAAGAAAAUUUGAUGCUGAUGAAAAAGUACAUAGGGCCAAGGAUGAGAAACAAAGAAUUUCAUCUUACUAAAACCUUUUGUUGUCUUUUAGGGAGCAAACAAAAUAUAUUCCACAAGUACUGGGAAUUAUUUUUUUCUUGCUUGCUGAACCCAAUAUAGAAGAAAACAAAAGAAUAACUCACUUAGGAGGCUGGCAUUGUGCAUUUGUAAAGGCAACCGCUUUCAAACAGAUAAUGAAGAAGGCUUGGCUUAUGUGGUGAGUUCUUUAUAAACUCAUUUCCUUCCUGGAGUUCAGGAAUUAUUCUACUUUGGCCAUUGCUGCAAGACUGGAAGAAGCUUCAGUGGGAAGACGCCAGCAUUUAUUUUCUUUCUUUUUUUAAGAAAUAAGGUAAGGUGUGCAAUUCAACCAUCUUUUAGUUUAUAGUUCUAUGAGAAAACUUGGCAUUACUUAAGUUUCUUAUUAAAUCACACAGGAUACUCUGCUGCAUAGCAUUUGUUGGUACUUCUGUUUGGCAGUUGGAAACUCUCUUUUCAUUUUCCACUAGAUUUCAUUUCAAGUUCUCUCCUUGGAUAGAUUCACACACACAAAUUACUGUUGUUUUUUGUGAGCUAUCAGUAUUCCAGGAGAAAACCAUUGCAGUGGUAUCUUGGGCGUAGCCAGGAUUUUUGUUAGGGUGGGCAGAACUAACGUGAUUGGUCACUUAGUUAAGUAUUUCUAUUGUUUUACUUGAUCUAGGGGGGCAGCUGCCCCCUGCCCCCCCGGCUAUGCCCAUAAGUGGAAUGGAGUGUAUGAUUAGUUCACUGUUAUGGCUACAUAGCUCAACGAGGUGGCAUGGCCCUCUGACCAGACUGGGGUCACAAUGGGAGACCAAGGGUUAAAGCCCACUAAUGCCUGUGCCUGGGUCUUAAUCUGGGCUGGGUCCCUGUGCUAGCUAUUUUUGAAAGAAAAUUCAUGUGCUUAAGAACAUGAUUAACAUAUUGCCAAGUUUGAUCCUUACUGGGCUUUACUAAGCUUGUAACUCUUGUUCUCACCAAUAUAAAAUUAAGCUCUGGAGUAAAUGUGGUGAUGCCGAUCUGGUGAAUUGCCCACUUUUAGAGAUAUGAGCCGGUUAUUUCCUUAAAUAUGUGGCUUUCAGCACAUUUAAAGCAUUUCAUUUCAGAAGUGUGUGCUGUAAACUUGUUUUCUUCAACUUAAAUCUCUGCCUAAUAUAUGUAAUAAUAAAACUUGUGGCUCAGGAAACAUGACCUAUAUUUUUCACAAUGAUAGAGAUGAACUUUAAAAGACCCUUCUGUACCAGAGUAGAUAACUUUCAUUACACCUUCAGUAUGUACGCUCCCCCAACGACUUUUAAAAGGCUGAAAAUAAUACUCUAUCAGGCUGGGGAAAGCCGUCCUAAACAGAAUGGUCAAAAACUGAUGUUUCUGUUGGAUCUUCCUCUUUUACCCUGAUCCAACUCAUUGUGCUUAAAAAUGUAUUUAUAUAUGUGACUAUUCUGUUGAAAGAUGCUUAGAGACAAUUUACAUUAUUGAGCUGGCAGAGUGAUAAUGUAAGCUGAAUUAUAUUCCCUAAAUUCUGCUUGUUGUGAAGUAAUUAUGUCAUUAUUUCAACAGUACCAUGCACUGUCUCUCUGUGUCUCUUACACACACACAGUUCCACAUUUACCCUGCCAAAAUUAGACUCAUUGCAUUUUGUGUGACAUCUAUAAGAAACAACCACUAUAUACAAAUGCCCCCAUCCAGCUAAGGAGAUAGAUCCAUGCAUAUAAGCAGGCUUAAGCAUGCGUAUAUGUUAGUGGAUCAGGAACCAUAGAUGUAAUUCCAAUGCAUAUCAGAAUAAAAAUUUAGCAAACACCAUCUAUCUGCACUACAGUGCUUUCAAUGGGUUGGCAAUCUUCAUUCUGGCACAACUAGUCAAACACUUUUUUUUUUUAGCACAACAAGAUGGAUCAGGGUGUUCAGGUAAUGUAAAAGGCUAUUUGUUAAUAAAAAGGAAGGAUGGACACAAGAGAAAUGGCAUAGAACUCCAGGCUGGUUUUGCAUGUUCUUGUGAACACUUGAUAAUUCAGCACUUCAGCUCAGCGUGUUGACUUCAUUGGAAAGCUGUGCAUUUAAAGUACCAUCAAUCAGGUGCUAUGGAAUUUCUAUCUAUACUUGAUCUGUGAUGCAUCCAUUCAUACUUGAAAAUCACUAUGGUGCUGCUGCAGUCAUAUGGUGAGCACGCAUGUGUGAGUCAGCCCUCAGAGACAGAACAGAGAAAGAUGAGGAGAAAGGAAAUUAGGGUAAUUUGGAGAGAAGUAGAUAAAUACAAACAACCACUUUAACCUCCAUCUCUAUCUAAUGCAUGGUAAAACUAAAAUCCUCAUCACAUGACAAUAUGAUACAGAAAGAUACCCUGCAGUGAGUCUUUCUUCAUAGUUUGGCAUGUUCAGGAAACUAGUUCAAUAAGUCAUUAUAUGCAGAUUGUAGGAAGUUCUGAAGUUUCAACCCUAUAUAAAACCAGCUUCUUCUAAACAUGAAGUAUCUUUUUUAAAGUAAUUUUUUGGGCAAAUGGCCACAAAUGAGAACACUGAAGCUUCUGACUGCUCAGCAACUGAUCCGAAUAAAAUGAGGAAUCUGAACAGUGCAAAGAAAUCAUCCUAGCACUUCUGAACAUAUGGAAAGGCAAGAAUCAGUGGCUGGUACACCAGACACUGAUCAUCUUCUAUCCUCUGUUACCUUGAUAUUUCAAUGGAAAACCAAGUUCCUGAACCAAAACCACUGACCAGAUGAGUUGCUAUUCAAAUAUCCCCCCCCCCAAUUUAGCCAUGUACUCUGGGCAACACCAUUUUCUAAAAUAAUGGGUUAAACAAGAGGGAGUCAACGUAGUGCCCUCCAGAUGUUGCUGAACUACAACUCCCAUCAGCCCCAGCCAGCAUAAUCAAUGGUCAGGGAUGAUGGGAACUGUAGUCCAUGAAGACCUGGAAUACUUGGGGUAACCCUGAAUAUUAUACAAAAAAAGCAUGAAUCUCUUCUAUGUCUCUUGUUGCCACUUCUCCAUAUCAUUUGAGGAUGCUGAAUGCCAUAUACUGUACAGGAGCAAUUUGUGCAGCAUAUUUUCAAAGAAAUUCUAGAAUAUCUAUUGGUAGAAUCCAGUGGGCAAAAUUUUGCAUUCUUUUUUUGCUGUAAAAGACAGAGCAACAAAUUGCAUUGUUCCUAUUCUUGUCCCACAGCUGCGAUCAUGAACAAAGUAAAGAUCUCCUCCAAUGCUGGGAUACUGGUCAUGCUACUGUUAUUAAGCACAGCUCAACCCAAGCCCUGCCCUCCCUGUUUGUGUGAGCAGCAGGAAGACCUAAGGGGUUGGAUAUUAAACUGCAGCUCUAUGGGGCUGAAGGAAAUGCCUCCCCUGUCAUCGGAAUUAUGUCACUCUUGCCAUACCAUCAACAUUCUUCAUCUGCAAAACAACAGUUUGACGACGGUUCCUCUUGGUGCACUGGACCACUUAAUUUACCUGAAAGAAGUUGAUUUCUCCAACAACCCUUGGCACUGUGACUGCUCUAUUUUAUAUUUCAAGCAGUGGCUGGAAGACUUCAGUAUCGCUUCUCUUGCCAACCUUCAGUGUGCAUCUCCGGCUUCUGUAAAAUCAAGAGCCUUGAGUCAGCUGACUGGGAAUGAACUGGAAGGAUGUAGGAAGCCUCAACCAAUCAAAUGCCUUGAUUUCUUUUGGAGAGACUUUGCUCUUAUUUUUGUGGCAAUUAUUGUCUUAAUUUUAGCAAAGUGCAUUCUACAAUACUCAAAAAAAUUAACUUCCCAAGCUGCCAGGAAGCUACAUCCUUUUGAAGUCCCACUGCUGCAGAUUCAUGACCUGGAAAAACAGAAAUCAAAAUGAGCUGCUGCGGUGACUAAUAGCUCUUCAGUAAGAUUACCAAAGUCAUCUGUUGAAAAGGUUGUGUUUGUUCAGGCUCCAAGCGCAUACAGAGCCAUGACUAAAUGUCCCUUAGGCUAAAGAAAUAGCACCAGUUAUAUUCUGUUUGUUCUUGCUGAUUACAUAAGAACUUGUACAAUGUAUGUAGUUACUUUACGUUUUCCCAAAUGGCAAUACCCACACACUACCCUUGAUGCUUCUGUGAGCCACUGGGGUGAAACCAAGGAUAACCAAAUUCUGUUAGCUGUGUAAAUAAUUAUGUAGUAAUUAUUACUACAUGUGCUAAUACCAUAGCAUGGGGUAAUGGAAAUGUGCUCUCAUGCACCAUGGCUUCUACUGCUGUGGCACUCAGCCGUAUAAACAUUCCCAAAGAUAAUUAAUAAUAUCACUGCUAUGCAAACAGAGCUAUGUAUAUGAAAAAAUAGAGUUUAAGUUAAUCUCAAACUAAAUUAGGUACCAGGCCAAAGAAUUUAGAACCCUAAACUCACGCUCUUGCCUAAAAGGGAUCUGGAUUAGAGAGCUCAGUUUGCUGUUAUCUCUCUUUUAUGUUGCAUCAUUUAUUAAUGUCCUAUAGCAAACUAUUUUAGAGCCCAACCAAAAGCCUGCUGUGAUUGGGAUAGAAUUUAUGGUGUGUAUUAAUGUAUCAUAUACCCCACGAAUAUACUCUGAAUAGAGAACACCAGUUCUAAAAGUAUUUGUCUUUUAAGCACGUCUGUCUUCAGGAAAUGGAUGACUGAAUUUCAUGGCUUUGUCACUGAAACUUUAGUACUCUUUACUGAUGAGUCUUCAUCCAUUGCAUACUGUUGCUAACCAGUAAGCCCAAUAGUGACUUUGCUUGCAAUAAUGUUAGUUAUGAGUUUACAGUUGUAACGGUCUGUACACCCCCUGCUUCAAGACACCAUGCUGGCUUUAUUAGGAUGCAUCAGGAUGCCUUUUGUUAUUUAAGAGGACAUAAAUCCUCAAAAACGAGCAAGGUGUUUGUUGGCUUAAAUAAAGCAUGCUGGUAGAUCUCGCUCAGCAAGUUCUGUGGCAUGUUUCCACAGCUAUUCUUUUUCCAGUUUCAUUACUUAAACACACACACACACACACACACACACACGGGGGGGGGAUUGCUGAGUUCUCACUUAGUGCCAGAUAUAUUUCAGAGCAAGGAUGGGGAACCUUCCAGAUGUUGCUGGAUUACAACUCCCAUCACCCCUGACCAU